GUUUGUUCAAAUUUCAGACCCUCCAAAAAAGCAUUGUAAGGCCCUGAAGUUUGAGCCCUCCUAAAUCUUGAGCCUUGAGCGAUCUUGAUGACGCGUUUCAGGGAGGCACCCGUCGUUAUGCUACUGCUCCGUUCUUAUCUAAGUUCGCUUACCUUUUAAGCGACUGCGGCGGCCCCCGUCAAAGCCAAUGGACACGGGCCUGUGAAGAAAGGCAAGAAAGGCAAGGUCACUGAGUCGCGAGCACCCCAGUCUAGGUGGCCGUCGAUGGUCGAGGUCCAUUGCCAGCGAAUGGCGAUCUGUCGUAAAUAUCGUUCCCAUCCGUCUCGGAUCCAACUUCUGCAGCCUCGUUUACAGGCUUGUCAGCGCUUCGAAUGAUUGGCGAUUAUGCCCCACUUCUUUCUCCGCUUCGACUUCGACAGUACGCUUACCGGUUCCGGCAGCAUUCAAACUCAUACUCACUUCCUCCUCCCAUUUGGGUCACCGAGCCAACCGCUCGUGCGUAUCUCUAGGCUUUCGGGACCCGCUGUAAAGCGCGGAGUAUAUGGACGGAACGGCCGCGAUGGAGAGUCACGCGCCAGGUAUCGAUCCUGCAACGAGCCUCGAGGUGCCGACCGAACCAGAAAGACUGCGCAAGAGAGCGCGCCGAGACCUGCUCGAGGGAAACAUCUCACCGGAACCGCGGUUGCACCGUCAGUCAUUGGAGCUCACCUCGCGCGGGAGCGUAGCAACAGGUGUGGAGCUCAGGCGAUCCCGGUCUAUGUGGGGACGAAAUCAGGUUCAGGACGCGAUCGACGACGCGCCGGGUGGAUUUCAGGAGCGCUACGAUCUCAAUUUUGGCAAAUCUACCGUGUCCCAACGGAGGCGGACUCUGAAUGUGAAACGGGCGCGUAAAAUGGCGCAGCUUUUUGGACAAGAGCCACCUUCGGAGCUUUUCCAGAUCCAGCGCGAGGAGGGAUCUCUUUCUGAAGCAGCACCCGGUCCUCUCAGACAACGGGCAGAUUCAACGACUUCGAUCCCGGGAGAAGUGGACGAUGACCCAUCCACCUUGUCGCUCCCUUUCGUCGACGACCCACGAGACUCUGCAUUUCAAGAGAGGCGACGCCGUGCUGCCAAGCUAGCCCGAUUUUUCGGCGUGGGAUACCAGGACAUCGUCUUGCCUGCCCUUCCCACAUCCUUCUUCGACACCGAUGCGGAUGUUGAUGUUAAGGUCACGGGAAAGGACGACGAUUCUGGAGCUUCAGCGAUCGCACGAAAGAUGGAGAUAUGGCAGAGGCCAUCCACAAGUUACGCGGUCUCAAAGCGAAUUGAAUGGACGGCGACUGGAGGCGAGGAGUGCAUCUGUACAAUAUAA
Messenger RNA from Mycena citricolor, 1351 nucleotides. The record is from the annotation of a GenBank genome assembly. Lineage: Eukaryota; Fungi; Basidiomycota; Agaricomycetes; Agaricales; Mycenaceae.